Messenger RNA from Arvicola amphibius (Eurasian water vole), 2002 nucleotides. It is a transcript of the gene Pdxp, whose product is annotated as pyridoxal phosphatase. The transcript is spliced from 2 exons. The record is from RefSeq and is a predicted model, not a curated record. Gene Ontology annotation, cellular component: cytoplasm. Gene Ontology annotation, molecular function: pyridoxal phosphatase activity. Bases 1 to 882 code for a protein of 293 amino acids. Lineage: Eukaryota; Metazoa; Chordata; Mammalia; Rodentia; Cricetidae.
AUGGCGCGCUGCGAGCGGCUGAGCGGCGCGGCCCUGCGCGACGUGCUGGGCCAGGCGCAGGGUGUCUUGUUCGACUGCGACGGGGUACUGUGGAACGGCGAGCGCACCGUGCCGGGCGCCCCCGAGUUGCUGCAGCGGCUGGCGCGGGCGGGCAAGACCACGCUUUUCGUGAGCAACAACAGCCGGCGCGCGCGGCCCGAGCUAGCGCUGCGCUUCGCCCGCCUGGGCUUCGCGGGGCUGCGCGCUGAGCAGCUCUUCAGCUCAGCACUGUGUGCCGCGCGUCUGCUGUGCCAGCGUCUGCCCGGGCCGCCCGACGCGCCCGGCGCCGUGUUCGUGCUGGGUGGUGAGGGGCUGCGCGCCGAGCUGCGUGCCGCGGGGCUGCGCCUGGCGGGGGACCCCGGCGACGACGGCUUGCGCGUGCGCGCCGUGCUCGUGGGCUACGACGAGCACUUCUCCUUCGCCAGGCUGAGCGAGGCGUGCGCGCACCUGCGCGACCCCGACUGCCUGCUCGUAGCCACCGAUCGCGACCCUUGGCACCCGCUCAGCGACGGAAGCCGGACCCCCGGUACCGGAAGCCUGGCUGCAGCAGUGGAGAUAGCCUCAGGACGCCAGGCCCUGGUGGUGGGCAAACCCAGCCCCUACAUGUUCCAGUGCAUCACUGAAGACUUCAGUGUGGACCCCACCCGCACACUGAUGGUGGGUGACCGUCUGGAGACCGACAUCCUCUUUGGCCACCGCUGUGGCAUGACCACCGUGCUCACACUCACAGGGGUCUCACGCCUCGAAGAAGCCCAGGCUUACCUGGCAGCUGGUCAGCAUGACCUUGUGCCUCACUACUACGUGGAGAGCAUUGCAGACUUGAUGGAGGGGCUGGAGGACUGAACCCACCUCCCCCAUUCCCCGCUCCCAUAGAUGGAGGCUGCAGGCCAUGAGUCACAUUCGGCAACAUGAGCUGCCUGGCCCAGGUGUCUACCCCAGUGAAGGGAAGCUGGAAUCCAGGAAGGUUUGUGGGCCCUCAUAUCCCUCCCAGCAGUGGCUGGACACUCUGCUGUUCAGAAGCUGUCCCUCCACAUCUUGAAGGUUCAUCCUGGCCCGGCCCCACCAGGUAGCCUUAUUUCCUUCCCUGUCACCUAUCCUUCUUGAAUUAUAUAUAUAUGGGCCCCAAAGCCAAAUGAAAAUUUUCUCCAACCCUGAGUACUUAACUAAGCUCCUUCCCUUCUCUGGGAGCUGUAGUGCUCUGUCCUUAGGUCCUUGUGGACCAAUCAGAAGUCUAGGGAACUCCAGCUAUUCCUGGCCUGAACAGGCCUAUGGAAGGAAAGCUACCGGUAGUGACUGGUAUGUAGUGUCUCACAGUGGGCCCUCUGGACCAAGUAGGAGCUUAAAUAAAGAUCACCUUGCAUAUCCUGGAACCCCAGAGCACCAGUCAGAAGGCUAAGUGACAUUGACCUCUAGAUGUCCAUCAGGACAACAAUGAUCCACUGGCCUCUUAGAUCCCAAAUAGAACAAUCUACAAGUCUGCGACACAGUGGCUUUUUGAUAAUCCUGGGCUGACUGGAUCAGCCAGGAGACCAGGUCCUAGCAGGACAGGAUGAUAAAUGCCUGUACUUAACAGCACUUGGGAGGCUGAGGCAGAAGGAUUACUCUGAGUUUGGUGGCCUGGGUUGUAGAGUAAGACCUUAUUUCAAAAAGACCAACUUGAAAGUCAGCCUCAUCCAGGAACUGAUCGUGGGCCCUCUGUGACCCUGGGUGGGAUGGAGAGGCUCGCACCAUAGUACUGUCCAGUAUUGAUGGUUGUCACAGCUUGGAAGGGGCCCUUGUGUCCCGCCCCUUGAAGUCAGUGUUUGCUGUGCCACCUCUCUAGCUGCUCAUUCCCAGCUACUUGUUUAUUUAUUUAUUUAUUGUGUGCCAGUGAAGAUGGGGGCAGGGUGGGACCUUCCCACCACCUCCACCCUUGUUGUAACCAGUCCUUGAACUUAAUAAAAUGUAAGUGAGAGUGUCUGUA